This is a messenger RNA of Gaeumannomyces tritici R3-111a-1, 552 nucleotides long. RefSeq lists its product as hypothetical. Lineage: Eukaryota; Fungi; Ascomycota; Sordariomycetes; Magnaporthales; Magnaporthaceae. The record is from RefSeq and is a predicted model, not a curated record. The transcript has 6 exons. Bases 1 to 552 code for a protein of 183 amino acids.
AUGGGCCAUUUUAAUUUGGUUGGUUUAAUUAAACUUGUUAGUAAAGCGUUAAAAAUCGAAAACCUUUUAAAAAAGUUUGCCCAUACGAGUUCGAACCAUUUUUUAAUUUUGCUUUUAAAGCAAAUAGCUGCCCCCGUCCUUUCCAUUAUAACGAUUAAGCGUAAGGAAUUUGUUAUAUAUAACCUUUCCUGCAACAAAUUACUACGGUAUACACUUUGGUAUUAUGGAAAAGGCUUUGUUAUUGCACGAAAAGGAAGUUAUUUGGAUAAGGCGCUUUUAGCGCUUUGUUGUGGUUUUCGUUUUAUAUAUUUAAAAAAGUUAAAUAUAAACGUAAAGCUUUACAUUUUGGGAACGUUUUUAAUUUUGAUUUGGGUAAAAACUUUCGCUAAAGCCGCCGCCGCCGCCGCCGCCGACGACAACGACGACGUAAAGGUUGUUUUUGGGAACAACGCCGACUUUUUAACUUUUUUAAAGCGGCUAAACGGCUUGCCCAUUGAGUUGUUAAUUGAUACGGGCGGAAGCUGCAACCUAGUUAAGCUGGAAUGGUUUUAA